UUACAACUACUUAAGAUUCUUUUGACUUUUUCAAUUCGUAUGAUGAGAUCUCUUCAAAACAAUAAUGAUGUAGUGAUUCAGAUAUUUCCACAAUAUUGUGUUCACCUCAGAUUAAAAUUUCAAUGCUUUUCUUUAUCUUAUUAAUUUACACUUUUAGUUUUGUAGCAUGUUGCACUUGUUAGGCAACAGGAUACUCCUCUAUUUAGACUGUAAUAAGUAGAUUAAAGCAACUUUACAUCGUACAUUUUUGUUUAGUUUUCUCCGUGUGGUACAGAUUUUAGGCUUAUUUCACAUAACAGAGGCCCAGUUCCACAUCACUGAAAUAAUUUUGGGUCGGGCUUGGGGAUGUAAAUCUAAACUCUAAUUAGUUAUAUGACUGACCACGCAAAAACAAACAAACGAAAAGGAUUCCUGAAAAACUAAAAAUCAGAAGUGAACAUCAGGACCUGCUGUGUGAACGCAACCAUAGUUCGCUUGUGCCUCUGGCCGGCUUAGCUUUUCAAAGAAAUGCGAAUCCAAAUGCGGCCUUUGAAAUGCUAAUAAUUAACCACAACGUUUCAAUAUUUCAAAUAAAUAAAUAAAAAUAUCGACAACUGUGGUAAUUCGUUUUAUUUUCAGCCCGCUUCACGCCCACAGUGGACAUUUUCCGCCGUACCUUUACGUGCCUGUUUCUGUCACAGUAUUGCUCGCUGGAACAUCCUUUCAUCACAUCCUGGGUUUGCCUUUCGACAGAUCAAUGUCAGUGCGUGGUGCGAGGGGAGGGGUUGGAAAUGACAGAGAUGUUCUCUCUCUGCUCUGCUGCUCUCCAAGCAUCCCGUUCACACUGCGCGCAGCGGCGGCGGCUUAUCGCGAUGUCUAACUGGCGACGCUUUCUCCAUCUCAUGUGAAACACCAGGCUGCUCUCUGGUCGGUUCUGUCUCGGUGGGCUCGGUAGUUUCAUCAGUAGAAUGCGUCCCCCUCCUGUCGGUUCCGUGCGGGUCUCUCUGUGUCUCUGCCUCACAGUUUUUCUGCACCGAGUCUCUGCCGCUGGCUCUGGAGACGCCGUUUGUGAGGGAGAAAACAAUCAGAACAGAUUCAAAGGCGUCCUCGAACAUAUCCAGAGUUAUGAGGUUACCUCUCCUGUGUGGCUGCAUCCUCGUAGACACAUCAGAUCUGCCAACAAAGAGCAUCCGGCAGAGGUCCAGGUUCUGAUCUCAGCCGAGGGCCAGCAGCUCAAGAUACACCUGGAAAAAAACGAACAGCUGCUGGCCCCUGGGUAUCAGGAAAUCUGGUACAGCCCCGAUGGAGCUCGCCGCUCCGCUUCUCCUGCCAGCACCGAAAACUGUUUCUACCAUGGUGAGGUUCUGGGCAUUGAAGGUUCCAGUGUUGCUGUCAGCACUUGUACAGGAAUCAGGGGACUGAUUUCUCUGAACGAAAGCGUGAGCUACCUAGUAGAGCCUCUUCCUGAUUCCACCGACGCCCAGCAGCAUGCUGUGUUCAGAGCGGAGAGUCUCCGUCUGCCCGAGGGGAGCUGCACACAUCACUAUGGCGACGAGGCGCAUCGGGGCGGGCUUAAUGACUUCAUCCGAGGAACGGUGUCACCACGGAUUGGGAGGGAGAAAAGGGAGUUGAUGCAGAACAUGAAAUAUGUGGAGCUUCUGUUGGUUGCAGACAGAGCUGAGUUCGAGAGACAUGAUAGGAGUUUGGACAAGACAAAACAGAAGCUGCUGGGAGCAGCCAACUUGGUUGACAAGUACUACAAGGCUUUGAACAUCCGUGUGGCUUUAAUCGGACUGGAGGUGUGGACCGACCAGGACAAGAUCGGCGUGUCCGACAACCCGCACAGCACCUUGGCGGCGUUCCUGUCAUGGAGACGGAAGGAGCUGAAAAACCUCGCCAACGACAACGCUCAGCUCGUCACGGGGGUGUCAUUCCAGGGCAGCACUAUUGGCUUGGCACCACUUAAAACCAUGUGCUCUGAAUACCAGUCGGGCGGCGUGAACACGGAUCACUCGCCACAGUUCGUCGGGGUCGCCGCCACCAUUGCACAUGAGAUGGGCCACAACUUUGGCAUGAAUCACGACAGAGAUGGCUGCUGCCAGGCCAAGGCAGAAGACGGUGGCUGCAUAAUGGCCGCUGCCACCGGGUCUCCGUUUCCCCGUGUGUUCAAUCCCUGCAACCUGAAGGAACUCAAGAGUUACCUGAACUCUGGAGGAGGCAAAUGUCUCUUUAACCUGCCGAACAUCAACUCGCUGUAUGGAGGGCGGCGCUGCGGCAACGGUUACCUGGAGAGCGGAGAGGAAUGCGACUGUGGGGAGGAAGAGGAAUGCACCAGUCCAUGUUGUAACGCCAACAACUGCACCCUUAAAGCCGGAGCCGAGUGUGCCCAUGGAGUCUGCUGCCAUAACUGUAAGAUAAAGAGCCCGGGAGAGCUUUGCCGUGGCACCUCUGGGCUGUGCGAUCUCCCGGAGUACUGCGACGGAAAGUCGGAGUCGUGUCCAGCUAAUUUCUACUUAGCGGACGGUACGUCUUGCGCACACGGGCGGGCCUACUGCUACACGGGCAUGUGUCUAACCCUGGAGCAACAGUGUCAGUUUCUCUGGGGGCGAGAUGCGCGCCCAUCCCCUGACGUGUGUUUUAAAGAAGUGAACAAAGCGGGGGACAUGUACGGCAACUGCGGCAAAGACCAAGAAGGAAAAUACAGGAGCUGCAGAGACAGGGAUGCAAAAUGCGGCAAAAUCCAGUGCUCUGCUUCCGCCGCCAAGCCCAUUGAGAACAACGCAGUCCGCAUAGAAACGACGGUGAAAGUGGACAGCAAGAGGACUGAGUACAAGUGCCUGGGGACGCACGUGUACAAGCUCGGCCAGGGGGACGAGGAGCCGCAGGGCGACACUCUGGACCCGGGCCUGGUCAUGACGGGAACCAAGUGUGCUGAUGACUCUAUCUGCUUUAACGGAGAGUGCCGCAAUGCAUCGUUCCUGAGAGCGGAUGAGUGCAAUGCCAAGUGCCACGGACACGGACUGUGCAACAACAACCAUAACUGCCACUGCGACCCGGGCUGGGCUCCUCCUUGGUGCAACCAGAGUGGGUCUGGGGGCAGUUUGGACAGCGGACCUCCCAGGAAUCCAGGCAUUCUGCUGCCACUGGUGCUUAUUCUGGUUCUCCUCGUGGUAUUGGCUACUUUCGGACUUUGGUUUUGCUACAAACGUAGACUCGGCCCACUGAAGGCCUUUCCUCCAUUGCCAGUGCCAAAAUGUCCAGAAGCAGCUGAAGGUAAACCCAUGGAGACUGAUUCUCACGUCAUUGGCCAUGCCAACCCAACUUUCCUAGCGAAGCAGGAUUUGUCUACACCUCAUCCGAGCCCGUCGUGCCCAGGUAGACCCAGACAGGCGAUCGUGCGGCCGGCGGUGAAGCCCCCACCCAUCCCUGCCUACGCUGCCGAGCACAAAGACAUCAGAAAGAAGCCGGCGGCCCCCUUCCCACCUGCAGCUCGUCAUCCUCAGAAGCAAACAUCUCCUCAGGGACACACCCAGCCUCUCUUUAAGGCAGCUCAGGACACUGGACAGAGACCCAGCCAGAUGUCCCCAACAUUUCCAGGGCCUCCAUCUUUACCUUCUCAAAACCCUAAAAUACAGGUGCGACCGGACCCCCCAAAGAGACCUCCGCCACCCUGUCCAAUCAACAAGCAGAGUGCGGAUCAGCAUAUUGUUCAUGUGAAAAGACUCCAGCCUGCAAAUAUGGUGCUGCGACGAAAUGACGCUUUGGCUCCAUCUGCUGGUCAGAAAAUGCCAAACAGAGUUUAAACUGGAAGCUCAGGAAGGAACUGGGACCACCUCUUGUAUCCAGAACUGGACUGCCUUGUACUGUUUUUAUUCCAAUCUUCAGUACUGUGGAUUAUGCGAAAUACUUGAUUGUUUAUUUACUUAACGUGCACUGAGGUACCACAGAAUAGAUGUUUCGAGUCGAAGAUCUAAAGCCUCACUAGCAGUUUGCAAAUGAACGUGUCUGCUUCAUCCACGUGAAACCGCCAGAGCUGUGAAAUUUAUUCUGUUUUUUAUUAUUAUUAUUAUUAUUUUUUUUUUUUAUUUUUAUUUUUUCCUUGAGUGUGCUUGUUGUGAAUGGAAAGUGUUUCAAGUAUUUAUUCAAGAAGAGGAAAAUAAUGUUUACAGUUCAGCCUGUGUACCGAACACGAUACUCCUAAGAUCAUCAGCCCAGAUUGUCUUAUAUUUAGAAAACAUAUGACCUUCUUACAUAUGAAUGAUGUUGGGUAAUAAAUGGCUUUUGGGUAGUGUCGGGAUAACCGCAAAAAUCUCACAAGCAUGCUGUAAGUAGGAUAAAUGAUCAAUGUUAAGAAAUGUAAAGGAUGUUUAGGUUUUAGGUCUUUUUUUAAUUUUCUUUUCUUCUGUUGUUGUCGUUGUUGUCAUGUUGCAGGUGUACAUCAAAGAGUCGUAGGCCAGUCCACAAUAAUCAAAAUAAUUAUAUCAUCUACGAAACCUUUUCAAAGUUGAAUAAUAAAGUGUCACUUUAAGGUACCCGUUUCAUCCCAAAUAACUUAGAAUUUCUCAUUUCGACUCUGACAAUCUGAUUUUUCUUUUUUCUGUUCACUUAUAGUAGUAGUUAAACUGAGCCAUUCAGACAGUCUACCAAAACCACAACAAUGAUUGUAAUGAUCACAUGUCAUCGUGCAAAAAGUUCAAGAAAAACAAAUUUGGGGAAAGUGGAGGCUGGGUCACGUUUUGAAAUGCAAUGUUUUUCGUCCAACUAUUUUCUCGAAAUUGUGAUAAUAUUCUUAUUCAAUUGAAAUAACUCUGUCAAAUGGCAUGACUUACCUUGUCACCUGACCUAUGCAAAUGGAUGCUGCCAAUGCAUCUGAAACUGGACGUCAAAUAAAAAAACAAAUG
Molecule: messenger RNA, 4880 nt
Organism: Gambusia affinis (western mosquitofish)
Lineage: Eukaryota; Metazoa; Chordata; Actinopteri; Cyprinodontiformes; Poeciliidae
Gene: adam19b
Product: ADAM metallopeptidase domain 19b
Exons: 23
Coding region: 948-3782 (944 amino acids)
Biological process (GO): membrane protein ectodomain proteolysis
Molecular function (GO): metalloendopeptidase activity
Source: RefSeq, a predicted model, not a curated record